AUGGAAAGCGAUCCCUCCCUCCAAGAUCCCCUUCUUUCCCUUCGCCGCGCUAUUGCGGCCGGCAGUCUUCCCACGCCGAUGACUUCCUCCGACCCCUCAGAUCAAAAUGCUACCGACAACUUAGCUAAAGCCACAUACCUCUUCUUUCAGAAUCCGUCGCCACAAACCAUCCCAUUGAAUGCAUCAACGCGUUUCUUUUCAACCGCCUCCGACUCCGCUGUCGACCUCCGGAGUAUCUUCUUCGCUUGGCAAAAGAAAGAUGUCGCGAUUCCGGAUUACAUUGCCUCAGCACAGGAAUUGAAUGAGUCGCUAAAGCAGAAGGAACGCAAGGAAGGAGAGGAGGAAGAGCAAGUGCAAAACUUGGUUUUCGUCGAGCGCCUAGACCUUAUCACCUGGCUCGAAGGCGCCUCCGAUGAGAGUGAAUAUAUCAAACCCUUAGAGGGUGCAGCCGCUGCUGCUGCCUCCGCGGUGGAUCAGGCUCAAGCCUCAGCUAAUAUUGCUUCCGGUGCUGCUGGGGGUGUUUCUGCAGUCCCAAGCGGCGCGCCUGGUACCACCGCGCCCUCCGGGGGUGCUCAGCAAGGAAAGACCGCAAAGGUUGUUGAUCCUAGGUUACAGGAAAUCUACAACGGUGAACGGAAGAUGGGUGAUCGGAAUAGUGUUCUACGGGGAAUCAAACCAACUGAUUUCUCUCAUGUUCGCAAAACGGCCGAGACAUUUCUUGGUCGUAACCGCUCACGAACGGGUCAAUACCCCCCGGGCGCAAAGCCAGGAAGCAAGCCGCAGUCUCUCAUACCGGCGCCGUCUGCUGGCCUUCCUCAACCCCGGAAGGGCAGCUCCAAAACUCAGGAUCCGAUUAUUCUACUUUCACCCUCGGCUUCGUCUCUCAUCCGCAUGUCAAAUGUACGCUCGUUCCUCCAAGACGGUGUCUUUGUACCUCCCGACCACCCCACCCUCUCUAUGCCCAGUUCCAACAUUCUGUAUAUAUCUCGCCCGCUACGCAUUCUUUCGGACCCAUCCAACACAACAUCUCGUGCUGCCGGCUCCCAAACUGCAACCAGAAAACCAACUCGGUUCAUCCUCGUCGACAGCACAGCCAAUUUCAGACCAGACUACUGGAACCGACUCGUCGCUGUCUUCACAACCGGUCAAACCUGGCAAUUUAAGUCCUACAAGUGGUCCUCUCCACCAGAACUUUUCAAGCACGCAAGCGGCAUCCACGUCGGGUGGCGCGGCGAAGGGGUCCCGCGCGAAGUCCGCGGCUGGGGCCGUGGAGUCCAAAGCUUCUCCGUUGAACGGUGGGAUGAAAAGGGCGGCGUUAACGGUGCAGGACGGUGGCGAGAUCGCGAAGUAGUCGAGGGCAUCUGGACUGCGAUUGAAGAGGGCAUGAAACAAAGAGGUUGGGGCAACAAAUGA
Molecule: messenger RNA, 1413 nt
Organism: Aspergillus bombycis
Lineage: Eukaryota; Fungi; Ascomycota; Eurotiomycetes; Eurotiales; Aspergillaceae
Product: CDC73 C-terminal domain-containing protein
Exons: 2
Coding region: 1-1413 (470 amino acids)
Biological process (GO): positive regulation of transcription elongation by RNA polymerase II; transcription elongation by RNA polymerase II
Cellular component (GO): Cdc73/Paf1 complex
Molecular function (GO): RNA polymerase II complex binding
Source: RefSeq, a predicted model, not a curated record